Aphis gossypii (cotton aphid) is the source of this 1131-nucleotide messenger RNA. RefSeq lists its product as uncharacterized. NCBI's taxonomy places the organism in Eukaryota, Metazoa, Arthropoda, Insecta, Hemiptera, Aphididae. The coding region runs from base 1 to 1131 and encodes 376 amino acids. The record is from RefSeq and is a predicted model, not a curated record. The transcript has 3 exons.
AUGACACAUUUUGAAAUUGAAAUGCCAGGAGGAUUUGUGCAUAAAACUACUGAGCGAAAAUAUCCAAUUUUAAGACCCAGAUCUGUACCAUCAAUUUUUCCUAACCUCCCUAAAUAUUUAACUUCGUCAAAACAAAAAAGAUCAGCACCAAAACCACGUGUCUCAAUUCCAACUAAAAUUAAAAAAACUGUAUCAGUUAAUCAACAUGACGAAGCUAUAACACAAAAUCCUGAAUUACAAACAAUGGGCCUUACAGAAAUAAACAAAACUGAAACAUCUUUGUCAACAGAAAUUAUGCUAGAACAUAAUUAUGCUAGUUUACAAGAUGAGUUUACAAUCGAAAAUUUACAUAAUAUUGCUAACAAAAUUAUGUUACCAGGAAAUAUGUGGGGAAUACAUCAAAUUCCAGGAAAAUGUACAGUAUUUACCCACAUAAAUGACAAUUUUGAAAAUGAUAAAAUUGUUUAUUUUUCUACAACUUGUUUACCAAAUGUAUUAUUGCUUCAAAAAUCCAUGUAUUUUCCUAUAGUGAAGAGUUAUGAAGGACUCCAAAAUCUGUUGAAUGAUAUCCAUAAUCUGGUAAUUUGUAUUGGUAGUAAUGAUGGUGGAAAAAGGUCUUCAGAAUGCUUGGGUAGCUUACCUUCAAAUAAUAUAAACACAAAAAUUAAAAGAUGUCCUAAGUGUAGUGAAGUAAGGCGAAAAAUGCAAAAAACCAAACAUACUAAUAUUCAACUACGAAAAAAAUCUAAAUCUUAUAGACAUAAUGCAAGAACAAAACAAAAUAAACGUCUCAAAAUCAAGAAUUCUACUGGUUGUUUACUCCUCGAUGAAAUGAAAAUAUCAGAAGCUUUAUCAUUUCAAAGGUCUAAUUUGAAAAUUGAGGGUUUUGUAAACUUAGGAGACUAUACUUCUGAAAAUGAUCGAAAUAAGUUAGGUGACCAUGCUUUAGUAUUGUUAUUUCAACCAUUUUGUGGGAAAUGGUUUCAAACUUUGGGAGCUUUUCUUGGAUCUGGAGCAGUUUCUGGAAAAAUAUUAGAAAAACUUAUUUUGGAAGCAGUGAUUUUAUUAGAAAAUCAAAAUAUACAUGUUGAUGUGGUGACAACUUGUUGUAUUCUAGUAUUCUACUAUUAG